AUGAACUUGAAGCCAGAUGCACUAGGCCUGCCUGUCCAAGCCAUGAGAACUGAGUCACCAACUGAGAGUCAGGAUAUUACACCUGAUCAAGAGAAAGAUGAUGUAGGAGCAUCUGAGAUUCAAUGUCAUGAGGAUGCUGAUCUUUAAGAACUGGCUCACCCAAAGACUGGGGGCAAGUGCAAAGCUGAUAUCAAGGGUGAGAUUUUACCAAAACUAGAACCUGUUUACAUACCAGAAGCAGGGGAAGGGCAACCACAAGUCUAA
Messenger RNA from Myotis myotis, 264 nucleotides. RefSeq names its product X antigen family member 5-like. The record is from RefSeq and is a predicted model, not a curated record. NCBI's taxonomy places the organism in Eukaryota, Metazoa, Chordata, Mammalia, Chiroptera, Vespertilionidae.